Messenger RNA from Papaver somniferum (opium poppy), 5689 nucleotides. Its product is annotated as probable serine/threonine-protein kinase At1g01540. The transcript has 12 exons. Gene Ontology annotation, biological process: protein phosphorylation. Gene Ontology annotation, molecular function: protein kinase activity; ATP binding. Lineage: Eukaryota; Viridiplantae; Streptophyta; Magnoliopsida; Ranunculales; Papaveraceae. The record is from RefSeq and is a predicted model, not a curated record. Bases 3462 to 5258 code for a protein of 598 amino acids.
UCUUGUGAGAAAAAGAAAGUUUCAUCGGAGAGAGCUCUGUCUUAGGGCGAACCGUUCUUUAUGGUCCGACGGGAAAUUUCGAUGCUUAAAUUUUCUAUUAGUUUGCGUUUAGAUUCUUACUUGAUACCAGCGAUUAAUUUCACCAAAUGUAAGAGUUCUGUCUCUCGACUUUCUAGUCUUCGUCAUGUCACUAAAUCGAUUCGUUGACAGUUAUCCUUGAUCUUUGCAACUUAACUCAUGGGUCUUGUUUAGACUACUUAGUCUAUGCUUUUGACAGAAAAUUUUGCUAGAAAUUUUCCAUUGAUUUUGAUGCUGGCAUAUUAGUCCAUGCUUAACUUUUGGGGUUGAAUACCUAUUUCUUAUAAUGUAUGUAAAGUUUGAUGCGAUUUGAAAACUAAAGAAUCAAUUAAUGAUUUGUUUGCAUACUUGAAUGAGUGGGUUUAUGCACGUAUGUUUGAUAUAUGUUCCGUGGUAACAAUGAGAACGCUGUGUUGCUGAAAAUGAGAAAUGCGAUUUCGAGUGCUUGUUGUCACUAAGGAGCUCAAGGUGCUUGCAGAAAUGAUUGUUAGAACCUUAGUUCCUAUAUCUCAAUGUUUGUAGAAUUCGUAGUUAACACCUUCCUUUCAUUUAUUUUGAUGAAUAGCUCAAUUAUUUCAUGUUCCUAAAUGCUGACUUCAAGCAUUAACCCGUGUUGAUAUUGGAAUAAGUUAGCUACUGGUUGGAGACCAUUAUUGUUGAUUUUGUUACAAGGGGAUUUACCUGCUUAGAGUAUAUGGUUUGUGUACAACAGAGCAUUUCUGAUGGGAUUUUGUUAGCUGUGUUAAGUUUCUGUUUUGAACAGCUAUAUAUAUGUGAACCUGGCUAUCACAACACACAGUACAGAUUUGUGUAUGGACAUCAUUGCAUUUAGGCCUUUUCCAACUUAGGUAGUGAAUUGGUUCAUCUGAUGUAAUCUGGAGGGUUUCUUUGGCAUGUUGUUGCUUUUGCUCCUGGAUUGAAAUUAACUUGAAUGAAGGCAUGGCUAGGUUGAGUACAAGGGUACAGAUUGUACUGUUCCCAUAGGUAGAUUUUUAAUUUAAUUUUUACUUGGUGUUUGGUAGAGAUUAGUGAACUAGAGCAAUGUGCAGGCACUUAAGUUACUUUAUCAACUAUUAUCCAUGAGUAUUUUGAUGUUUAUUUGGAAUUGAGAAUUUCGAGCUGAUGUAUAUAUUACUACUUGUACUGAUGAGAUAUAUCACCAUUGGAUUUGAGGAGUUUGGACAAACAAGUUCAUGGUACCGAUUUCUUAUUUUGUGAAAGUGUUGGGUCAGUGUCCACAGACUUCAUUUUAGACUUAAUGUAGAUAUUAUGGCAUAUUUGAGCUUUACUUUAUGUCACGUGAAUUCAUGAAAUAUCCCCUAUUCGUAUCAAAUGCUAUGAUCUGUAAAUUCAUGUUUGUGAUAAUUUUCCUGCGAUAAUGGAUACUCUUAGAUUUUUCAACUGUGCUUGCUAUAGUUGGCAUUAGACAUUUAGACUAUGCUAUGGUUACGGUUGACACAAUUUUAUGAGAGAUAAUUCCUACUAUUGUGGGUAGUUCAUAUUAUCUAAAAUUAAUAUUUGAUGAACUACAGUCUUACUUGAUCCCUUAAAGCUAUGGAGGAGGGUAGACAGGCAGGCGCUUUGCGGUGCAACACAACUGCACGAGGUUGUUCAUACCAUGUGUUCAGAGAUGAUGGCAAUCUUAUCUGAUUAUGUCAUUGGUCAGAGGCAGUUGCAAUUAGCCCACUAGCUGUUCAUAAUACCUUGAGGGAUGGUUGCAAUCUCUUCGAGGUUGUUCAUAUCAUCAAAUGAGAAAUGAAAAGAUGAUUUGUUCUUGCCAGUUAAUGUCAUCUGAUAAACUGUGCAACACUUGAGAAAGAGAUGAUUAUUAUUACUUGAGAAAAUUUAUAUCAUCUGGAUCAGUGCGUGAGAUAUGAGAUGACUGUUACCGUUAGAGGUAAUUCAUAUUAUCUGGCUCAUUACGUGAGACAAGGGAUGAUUAUUACUGCUCGAGGUAAUUCAUAUCAUCUGAAAAGUGUGGUUGCUACAUAUGGUGGCAGUUCAUAUCAUCGAGCUAGAAAUGGUUGCUAACUUUCUAGAGUAAUUGAUAUGUACUUAGCUGACAGGUCCCAAUGAGGAUGAGCUAAGGCUGGUUCCUACAGGGAUGAGCUAUGGCUACUAACUGUGGGGUCCAUUUGUGGAUGAGCGAGUAACUGACAGGUCCCUGUAGGGAUGAGCUAUCGCUACCAACUGUCAGGUCCAAUCCAAGAUGAGCAUAUGAUACUUAAUCAUGUCGGUAAAUCGAUGAGCAUUGGCUUGGUAAUCGAAUUGAACGGAAAAAUUCGAAAACCCGGUUUCUCGAUUGGCGUAUCGAGAAGUCAGAGUUUGCCAUGUUAGAAGUGAAGAUUUUGCUGUCCGUAUAUAUAUAUCGUAUGUUUUUAUAAUAGAUAAUCUUACAGUUUAGGGGUGUGUGUGUUCAUUGUGCACUCACGCGUGUGAAUCUGUGAUAGACCGGAUUGAGGUAGACACCAAAUACUGUAAGUUAUAUAUUACUCUAGUCAUUAAUGUAUAAAUGCCUCCACCGGGUACAGUUAGCUGACGGUAGAGUUUUGGGUAUCUGAAUCCUCUACACCUUAAGGUUUCACUCUGAUUGGCUGUGUAGCAAGGUGAUGUUUGUUUGAACCUUGAACUAAAGUUCAAAAACAUCAUUUAACCCUUGCUACCUCGUCAAUGAGCUGUUAUCAGUUAACAUCAAACACUUUGUCUCUGUGCAUGCUUGUUUAAAGAAGAAUACAACAGAUGGAAUGAGAAAGAAGAAUCUUGUUCACACCCCUUGUUGGUUAGAGACCCAGAUGCAUGCCCUCUUAGACAGUUUUAGUUCAGAAGCUCACCAUAUAUUAAAUGUGCAUCAGUCUGUGUUUUAUGAAAAUAAAUGUAGUUCUAGUUUAAAUCUUCCUUCUGGUCAGUCUUUCUCGAAGUGUUAUACGAAACCCCAUCACUGACCAUAUGGAGGAUGACACUCCACUACAAGAACAAUUGCUGAAGAAGAUUCAAGAGCUUGAGGUUAGAGAUGCCAAACUGAGAGAAGAAAUGGCAAAAUUAGUUCGUUCUGGAGACAGUUCCGGCAUACAUGUUGAUUUUGGAAUUAAAACAGAUUGCAGUAACCAGUCUCCCUUAUAUUCUUCAGUUCAACGACCAGGACCAACCAGUUCAUUUAGAGAGAUUGGUGGGGGUCAUGGUGACGAAACCGUGCCACCAUGGGAAACUGGUUCAGCUUCAUCCAAAUACAAAAAGGGAUGUAUCCUUGACUGUCUGAACCCCGGAAGCAGUAGUAUGAGUUUCACCGCUAAACAAUCAUACAAUAUCUUGCAGUCAAUGGGUCAGGCAAUUCAUGUCAUUGAUGACAAAGGUCUGAUACUUUACUGGAAUCGGCUGCUGAAGACAUGUAUGGUUAUUCUGCAUCAGAAGCCAUUGGUCGUGAUGUCCUUCGCCUAGUUGGUGAAGAGCAAGCCUAUAAAGAUGGAAAAGAAAUAGUUGACAGAAGUGCCAUGGGGGAAAGCUGGACAGGGUUGUUCCCGGUCAUUAAUAAACAAGGAAGACGAUUUCUAGUCAUUGCAACUAAUUCACCAUUAUAUGAUGAUUGUGGUACUUUGAUUGGGUUUAUUGGUGUAACUUGUGACUCAGAGCCCUUCCAUGAAAUUCCAACUACGUUUACUUCUAGAAAAAAUCCUUCUAGGGAAGCUGCAUAUCCUAACUCUAGUCAGCUGUCUAAAAGUGGUGCACCAGCGACUGCUGCCGGUCUUAACUCCCAGCAGAAACCUUUCCAAGUUACACUUGCUUCCAAGCUGUCUACUUUGACGUCAAGAAUGACCAAAAGUGUUUUACGGUGGAUGCCAAGAACUCGGGCGAAAACCAUGAAAUACGAAAUCCAAGGUGGAAGUAGGCCGGAGCAAGGUUUCUUAGCAGAAACUGUUAUCUCUGACUCUGCAGAGUACACACAACUGAAAAUGUACCAGGAAAGAUUUUUUGGAGAUUUUGGUGGCGAGGAUGAAAGUAAGAUAGGAGUCUGCAAAAUGGUAACUUCUAAAGUGGCGGGCGUAUACUUGCCAUGGGAAAGUGGGGCACAAGACGUGCCGAUGAGAAGGACUGCCACCCAUGAUAUCUAUCCCAGCUUAAAUCGUGAACUAAAGGUUGACUUUGAUCAACAGAAUCGUCCGGUCUCACCAAAUAAGGUUGUCGAAGGUUACCUAUUUAGUGGAAGUAAAGCCUACAGUUACUCAUCAUCUUCUUGUAGCGGAAACACUACAAGUAGUUUGGAUGUCACUACUGGUAGUAGUAGUUGCAGUAGCUCUCCUUGUCGCAGCAUCAUGGAGCCAGACUCCUUGAGCUAUGACAUCUUGUGGGGUGACUUGAUACUUGGUGAACAAAUUGGGAGAGGCUCAUGUACGACUGUGUAUCAUGGUCUCUGGUGUGGCUCGGAUGUUGCUGUAAAGGUAUUUUCUGAAUUUGAGUACUCAGAAGACUUGCUAGGAACCUUCAGACAGGAGGUUUUGCUUAUGAAGGGGCUCCGGCACCCAAAUGUUCUACUGUUUAUGGGGGCAGUAACUUCACCUAAACAUCCGUGCAUUGUCACUGAGUUCCUCCCACGUGGGAGUUUGUUUCAGUUGCUUCGACGUAACCCUCCUGCAUUAGAUUGGAAACGGCGUGUUCUCAUGGCUUUGGACAUUGCACGAGGUUUAAAUUAUCUUCAUUGUUACAACCCACCAAUCAUUCAUCGCGAUGUGAAGUCCUCAAAUCUGUUGGUUGAUAAUAACUGGCAUCUCAAGGUUGGGGAUUUUGGUCUCUCGCGACUCAAACAUGCAACCUUCUUGACAACAGAGAACGGGAAUGGAACGCCACAAUGGAUGGCUCCAGAGGUUAUAUGUAAUGAGCCGGCGGAUGAGAAAUCCGAUGUUUAUAGCUUUCGAGUUGUAUUGUGGGAGCUUGCCACCGGAAGAAUUCCUUGGGAUGGUCUGAUCCCAAUGCAGGUUUCAUGGACCAACAUAUUGAGAUCCCUGACGAUGCCGAUCCAAAAUGGGCAUCUCUCAUCAAGACUUGCUUGCACAGGUUCAUAUUUUGUGACAUGCUUUCUAUAUGUCUGUAUCCACUCCAUUUUAGUUAAGAACACAAAAAUGCAAGGCAAUUUCAUGUCGUUCAAUCUUCUCCUUAAUUUCUCAUUAUUUUUGCAUUUGGCACCUUAGUGACCGAAAAUGCCGGCCAACAUCCGGGGAGCUGCUUGAAAAAUUGAAUGUUAUGCGGAGAUAUUAUUUUGCUCAAAACCCCAAAUAAGUUUAUCCUUAGCAUGGGGGUGGCAGUUAAAGUCAGUAUCGGUACUACGCAUUUGAAUACGAGGUUGAUCUCUACAAGCAUGCCAUACCUGUAAAUGCAUCCUCUGAUCGUAGUAUCAGUAUGGCUUCACCUAGGAAACCAGUUCGGUUUUUUUGUAUUUAUUUAUUUGCAAAACCAGUCCGUCCGUCCAAAGAAGCAGACGAAUUGUGAUGCUAUGGCUUUAAAUUUGGAUGUUGCGUAAUAUUGGAAUCAAAAGGAGUAGUUUGAUAUGAUUGAAUAUUUUUUUUAUGUACAAUUUAUUGAUUGAAUUACAAUCCAAAUGGAUAGUUAUUACUGCUUAAAA